This is a messenger RNA of Psylliodes chrysocephalus, 1047 nucleotides long. The record is from the annotation of a GenBank genome assembly. NCBI's taxonomy places the organism in Eukaryota, Metazoa, Arthropoda, Insecta, Coleoptera, Chrysomelidae.
AUGGUUUCGAUUUUGAAUUCUAUUGAUACUGGCCACGAAGAUAUGAUACAUGAUGCUGAAGUGGAUUAUUACGGAUUACGUUUAGCAACAUGUUCGUCAGAUAACAGCAUUAAAGUAUAUGAUAUCAAGAGUGGAGCGUCCACCCUUAUUGACGACUUGAAGGGACAUUACGGGCCCGUAUGGCAGAUAGCUUGGAGUCAUCCUAAAUUCGGAAAUCUUUUAGCAUCUUGCUCCUAUGACAGAAAAGUGAUAAUUUGGAAGGAACAACAGAGAAAAUGGGUGAAAUAUUAUGAAUAUGCCAAUCACGAUUCCAGUGUUAAUUCAGUACAAUUUGCUCCCGCCGAAUUAGGAUUGAUCUUAGCUUGCGGUAGUAGUGACGGGUCUAUUUCUGUUUUGACCUAUAAUGUUGGAAGUAACAAUUGGGAUGCUAAGAAAAUACAAAAUGCACAUGCAAUCGGUUGCAAUGCAGUCAGCUGGGCACCUGCCAUAACUCCUGUAUUUAGCAGUAAUGAGCCAGAGUCGCAACCUAUUAAGAGACUUGUUUCUGGUGGGUGCGACAACUUAGUGAAAGUUUGGAGAGAAGAUGGAGAUAGGUGGAUAGAGGAGUCCAAACUCGAAGUCCAUUCAGAUUGGGUAAGAGAUGUGGCUUGGGCGCCGUCUGUAGGCCUUCACAGAUAUACAAUAGCUAGUUGUUCACAAGACAGGAGGGUAGUUAUCUGGACCAGUAACGACUGUAUUGACUGGAACUCAACAGUACUGCACACAUUCGACGAUGUCGUUUGGAACUUAAGUUGGUCUCUAAACGGAAACAUUCUAGCUGUAUCUGGCGGUGAUAAUAAAAUUACCUUAUGGGAUCAGAACUCUGAAGGCAACUGGCAGUGUAUCAGUGACGUACAAAAAGGACAGGGGCAGAUUAAUAAUCAAUGAUUUUUUCGAUUUGUAAUAAAUCAGCUUAGUUACAUUGUUUUGUUCAUUUCUUCUAAUAUAUUUAGCUACAUUUAAGAUAUAAAUUUUAAUAAAACUUUAUACUAGAAAUCUUGUUUCAGU